UGUAAUGUCUUUAUCACAGAUGAUGGUGUCCCUGUAUUAUCUGAGAUUGGCUUGAGCCUCUUGCCAACUCCGCCCGACUGGACGACCCCGAGCAAUGAUGGUACACGUUGGAUGGCUCCUGAAGUUAUGGAUCCUCGCUCAAUAUCUAGCUCUAAUUUUGACUGUCUGACCACACCCAUGAGUGACGUAUACAGCUUUGGUAUGAUGAUGUUAGAGGUAUAUACCGGCAAAGUCCCAUUUUAUACGCGUCACUUCUAUGGCCGAGUUGUCUUGGACAUAAUGCAAGGGAUGCGGCCUUCCCGCCCAAAAGUGGAGGCUUGUGCUAGUUUGACGGAUGAGAUAUGGCACACAAUCGAAAGCUGUUGGGCACAGGAUCCUUUGCAGCGGCGUGAGUGUUCUUUCAUUGCAUUAUAUAGUAUUGUGACUCUACUUGGUAUUCUAUAG
Molecule: messenger RNA, 444 nt
Organism: Lentinula edodes (shiitake mushroom)
Lineage: Eukaryota; Fungi; Basidiomycota; Agaricomycetes; Agaricales; Omphalotaceae
Product: kinase-like domain-containing protein
Exons: 2
Biological process (GO): protein phosphorylation
Molecular function (GO): ATP binding; protein kinase activity
Source: RefSeq, a predicted model, not a curated record